Medicago truncatula (barrel medic) is the source of this 3118-nucleotide messenger RNA. Its product is annotated as G-type lectin S-receptor-like serine/threonine-protein kinase At1g11300. Gene Ontology annotation, biological process: recognition of pollen; protein phosphorylation. Gene Ontology annotation, molecular function: ATP binding; protein serine/threonine kinase activity. Bases 443 to 2992 code for a protein of 849 amino acids. Gene Ontology annotation, cellular component: plasma membrane. Lineage: Eukaryota; Viridiplantae; Streptophyta; Magnoliopsida; Fabales; Fabaceae. The transcript is spliced from 7 exons. The record is from RefSeq and is a predicted model, not a curated record.
CUCACAAUUUCGAGGAUCAAUUUGCCUAUUUUACUUUUAUUGUUUAUUAUUCAUUGAUUGUUUUAUAAUUAACUUGAUUAACCAUUUUAUAUUUAACUAGAUGAGGUUGAUUUUGAUGUAAAAAAAUGAAUGAUUCAAAGUUAUAGUUUUUAAAAGAAUUAGACAACUGGUAUUAUUUUAACUGUUGUCAAUGGAAAAUUUGAAUACAGGAAUGGUUCUCUUAGAUGUGAGAGGAUACAAGUUGACUUAAUGUAAUAAAAAAGAGAAGGAAGGGAGAAAAAGUUAAAACUGACGACUAGUAACUGAUAACCUUAUUAAAUGGUGAAAUAUCUCUACAAUCUCUUAGUGUGUAUCCGACAUAAUUAAAUAAAACAACAUGUGUUAUUUGAAAUGGUAGCAGUCUUCAGAACCAUUACCUGUGGUUCGUGAGACGGUUGAUCAUAUGCUAUUAAUCUCCCUAAUGAAUUUCACCAACUGUGCAUAUUUGUUCUCUGUUUUAUUCAUUUUGUUUUGCUAUUUUCUAAAUGUUAGUAUUGGUACAAACACCAUCACAUCAUCUCAAUAUAUCAAAGACCCUGAAGCUCUAACCUCCAAAGAUGGUAACUUCACCUUGGGAUUCUUUAGUGCUAAAAAUUCUACAAACCGCUAUGUUGGAAUUUGGUGGAAGUCUCAAUCUACUAUCAUAUGGGUGGCAAACAGAAACCAACCAUUGAAUGAUACUAAUGGGAUUGUCACAAUAUCUGAAGAUGGAAAUCUUGUGGUAUUGAAUGGACAGAAACGAGUCUAUUGGUCAUCAAAUGUUUCCAACAUAGCAUCCAAUACCACUUCGCAGUUUUCAGACUAUGGCAACCUUGUCCUUUUGGAGAGCACAACCGGAAACACCUUAUGGCAGAGUAUUCAGCAACCUACAGAUACAUUACUGCCUGGUAUGAAACUUUCUGUCAACAAAAGAACAGGUAUGAGUGUAAAAAUGAAAUCAUGGAAAAAUCCUUCUGACCCAUCCAUCGGAAACUUCUCUUCUAGUACUAUUGAACGCCAACAUAUACACGAAGUGUUCAUUUGGAAUGAAACUCGAACAUCCUGGCGCAGUGGUCCCUGGAAUGGUGGUGUCUUCACUGGGAUACAGGCAAUGGCAAUGGCAUAUUUUUUUGAUUUUCAAGUUGGAGAUGAUGGAGAAGGGAGUACUAGUAUAUAUUACACUAUACAAAAUGAUGUGGGAUUAGUGAUCUAUCAUUUGAAUUCACAUGGAGUAUUAGAAGAAAAACGGUGGGAUGAUGAGAAGAAAGAAGUUCAUGUUACAUGGACAAGCCGAGAUUCAGAGUGUGAUGUUUAUGGUAUAUGUGGCGCAUUUGCAAUCUGUAGUUCAUCGACCUCACCAAUAUGCAGCUGUCUGAAAGGAUUUGAACCUAAAAAUAUACGUGAAUGGAAAAUAAACAACUGGUCUGGUGGGUGUGUUAGGAAGACACCUUUGCAGUGCGAAAGGGUCCACAAUAAAACCACAAGUACAAAGGAAGAUGGGAUUUUGAAACUACAGACGAUUAAAGUUCCAGAUUUUGCUGAAGGUUUAAUCGUUACACCUGACAUAUGCAGAAGCCUAUGCUUGGAGAAUUGCUCUUGCCUUGCAUAUUCUCAUGAUGAUGGGAUUGGCUGUAUGCUGUGGACUGCAAAUCUACUUGACAUACAACAGCUUGAAAUGGGAGGACUCGAUCUAUAUGUUCGUAUAGCCCAUGAAAAACCUGAUACAGAUAAGAGGAGAAACAAGACAAUCAUCAUUUUAAGUACAGUGAUAGUUGGCUCUAUCAUAAUUCUUAUUUGUGCAUAUAUCAUUUGGAGAAGGACGGGAAACCACCCAGCUAAACUGUGGCUUUUUACUAAAUCAGCAAGGAAAAAGAACAACAAAGCUUUCCAACAAUUUAAUAUAGGUGGAUCACCAAAUGUUUCUCCUAGUGACAACGUAAUUGGAGAAAUGUCCCAAGUUAAACUGCAAGAGUUAUUAAUAUUUGAUUUUGAGAAACUUGCAACUGCCACUAACAACUUCCACUUGUCCAACAAACUUGGACAGGGUGGUUUUGGUAUAGUAUACAAGGGGAAACUGCAAGAUGGUCGAGAAAUAGCAGUUAAAAGACUUUCUAAAGCAUCUGGACAAGGGUUGGAGGAAUUCAUGAAUGAAGUAGUGGUUCUUUGUAAGCUUCAACACCGUAAUCUUGUAAGACUUCUUGGCUGCUGUACUGAUGGUGAUGAAAAGAUGUUGAUGUAUGAGUACAUGCCAAACAAAAGUUUGGAUGCAUUCAUCUUUGAUCCAUCAAAAAAUAAACUCCUAGAUUGGAGUACACGGUGUAACAUUAUAGAAGGAAUAGCUCGAGGGUUGUUAUAUCUUCACAGAGAUUCCAGGCUAAGAAUUAUUCAUAGAGAUUUGAAGGCAAGUAAUGUCUUGUUAGACGAGGAGCUGAAUCCAAAAAUUGCCGACUUUGGUAUGGCUAGAAUCUUUGGAGGGGGAGACGAUCAGGUCAAUACCUCCAGAAUUGUUGGAACUUAUGGCUAUAUGUCUCCUGAAUAUGCAAUGCAAGGAUUAUUUUCCGAGAAGACAGAUGUUUUUAGCUUUGGUGUUUUGAUCCUAGAGAUUCUUACCGGGAAAAGAAACUCAAGUUUUUACGAGGAUGCACAUAAUCUGAGCCUUUUAGGAUAUGUAUGGAUCCAAUGGAGGGAAGACAAUAUCUUAUCUCUAAUAGAUCAAGGAAUAGAUGAUCCUAGUCAUCAUUAUUACAUUUUAAGGUACAUACACAUAGGACUUCUGUGUGUACAAGAAAUUGCUGUAGAUAGGCCCACUAUGGCUGCAGUGAUUUCUAUGCUGAACAGUGAAGGUGCAUUACUUGCUCCCAGUAAACCUGCAUUCAUCCUGAGGCAGAAUAUGUUGAAUUCAAACUGGCCUGAAGAAUGUAAAAGUGUUAGUUCCAUCAACAAUGUCACCAUGACAGAAACAUGUGGCAGAUAGUACACUAAGGCUCCAACAAGUUUUUGAGGUCAGUGGAUUUGUGGUCAAUGCUAGAAAAAGAAAAGUCAAGCAUAAUAAAACAUAUGCAAGAUGUUUGUAUGUUGAUAAUAGUAAAGAAGGGCAUGU